This is a messenger RNA of Drosophila novamexicana, 2707 nucleotides long. Its product is annotated as endoplasmic reticulum metallopeptidase 1-like. The transcript has 10 exons. The record is from RefSeq and is a predicted model, not a curated record. Gene Ontology annotation, biological process: proteolysis. Gene Ontology annotation, molecular function: metalloexopeptidase activity. Bases 3 to 2636 code for a protein of 877 amino acids. Lineage: Eukaryota; Metazoa; Arthropoda; Insecta; Diptera; Drosophilidae.
AGAUGUUACGCGCUAUUCGAACUCGGUUUGAAUCAUGUCAGAACAAGAUCUCUGAUGAACCUAACGAAGCUCCCGAAAAUGUGUCCAAAAAGGAGGUUAAGGCCCAAGUACCUUGGUACUAUGCGAGCGGAUUCCUGCUCUUCUGGGUACUUUUGUUUUUUGCUGUAGUUUUACCAUUUUUCUAUCGGUUACCCACGGCUCUGACAAUGGAGGAUGUGAAAAAGAAUGUUUUCAUUGCGGAGCGUGCCUACAAGAAUCUCUACACUCUUUCAAAUAUUGGUACCAAGUUGACUGGCAGUAAGGAGAACGAGAUUGAGGCAGUUAACUUUAUUCUAAACGAGCUGGCAAAAAUCGAAGAAGUUCUCCUGGAAGACUACUUCGAUAUGGAAGUUGACGUAUCACAAGCCUCUGGUUCUUUCCCAUAUAGUACAAUGCUUAGCAUGUACCAAGGCGUUCAAAAUAUUGCUGUGAAAUUGACUCCGAAGAAUUCUACAGCCGAGACCUAUCUCCUUGUCAAUAGCCACUUUGAUUCCAAGCCAUUUACCCCGUCUGCCGGUGAUGCAGGCUUCAUGGUAGUCACGAUGUUAGAAGUUUUGCGGGUUAUUGCGACAACAAAUCAACCAUUUGAGCAUCCAAUUGUCUUUCUCUUCAAUGGAGCUGAAGAAGGUAUGAUGCAAGCUUCUCAUGGUUUCGUAACUCAACACAAAUGGGCACCAAAUUGCAAGGCCGUCGUUAACCUCGAUGCCGGAGGUAGUGGAGGUCGCGAAAUUCUCCUUCAAAGUGGCCCCAACCACCCAUGGCUGGUAAAUUAUUACAAGAAAUACAUCAAACAUCCAUUCGCUACGACCAUGGCUGAGGAAAUCUUCCAAUCAGGAAUUAUUCCAUCGGAUACAGAUUUUCGACAGUUUAAUUUGUAUGGCAACAUCCCAGGCUUGGAUAUGGUUCAGUGCAUCAAUGGAUUUGUCUACCACACAAAAUACGAUUUGAUCGAUGUGAUUCCUCGUGAAUCCUUGCAGAACACCGGUGACAACGUCCUAAGUCUGGUUCGAGGCUUGGCCAAUGCCUCUGAAUUGCGCGAUACAGAGGCACACAAAACUGGCCACGCAGUCUUCUUCGAUUUUCUGGGACUCUGCUUCAUCCAUUAUUCAGAGACUACGGGAAUUAUUUUGAACUGCAGCGCUGCCGGAGCAGCCCUCAUUUUGGUAUUCGUUUCUAUUUGGCGCAUCGCAGAUGUUUCGCACGUAUCCAUUUCCCAUGUGCUGCUCUGGGGUCUAUUGGUCCUUACCAUCCAGUUUAUUUCCUUUGUGCUUGGAUUGGCUCUUCCUAUAGUGGUGGCAUAUGUAUUUGACAAAUUGGGACUAUCGCUCACUUACUAUAGCUCCCCGCUGUUGGUGAUUGGUCUUUUUGUGUGCCCCUCACUCAUUGGCCUCAGUUUACCCAUAACAAUCUACUAUAUUUUCCAACGCAACGAUAAAAUAUCGACAUCUUACCAUCUGCAACUGGCACUGCAUGCUCAUGCAGUUAUCCUGGCUCUUUUGAUAUUCGGUUUCACAUUAUUUGGUUUGCGAUCUACAUAUAUUUUCUUAAUUUCACUUAUUUUCUACGUCAUAUCCUUGGCUUUCAACUUAUUGACUACUCUGCACGAUCGCGGAUAUGCCUGGACGGGUCUGCUAAAGGCGGGACAGAUUAUUCCAUUUCUAUAUAGCAGCUACAUCUUUUAUUUAUUUGUGAUUGUGCUAGUACCAAUAGGUGGUCGGGCAGGCAGUUCCGCUACUCGCGACACACAUAUCGCUUUCCUGGCAGCAGCAGGAACGGUGCUAUCCUUUGGUUUCUUGGUCCCACUUAUUAAUACUUUUCGACGUCCAAGUUUUGUGGUGUACUGUCUACUUGCAAUCACAGUUGUGGCAAUGUACUUAGCCAGCUUCACACACAUCGGAUUCCCCUUUCGACCAAAGACGAAUGGACAGCGAGUGGCAUAUCUUGAAGUGCGAAACAAGUUCUACGAGUACGAUGGUACUCUCAGUAAGGACGAGUCUGGCUACCUGUUUAGUUUUCAGGAUCGACGUGAAGAAGAGACUUUCUGGGGCCCAAAUCUGACUGGCUUGGUUAGCAUCAAAUCAAAUUGCGAGACCCACAUGAUGUGUGGCAUGCCGUUGUACGAUUAUCGCUAUGCACAGAAUAGAUUACAAAGCAAAUGGUUGCCGCGAUCUGAACCCAUCGAACCACCAGCAUCAUCGAAAUUGGAAUUGCUUAGCAAAACCGUGCUUAAUGAAACCACUGUGCGCUUUGAGUUUAAUUUAACAGGUCCCUCGCACAUGAGUUUGUUUAUUCAACCCUAUGAAGGUGUGAAGAUAAGCAACUGGUCGUUUUUACGUAGUUAUCUUGAGAACCCACCAGCGCCACCUUUAUCAUAUCAUAUCUACCUCACAUACGGCAAUGAUAGUUCCCCCGUAAACUUCGUUAUGGAAAUUUUGACGGAGAGUGGCGAUUUUGAUUUUCCACUGUUCCAACUAGGAGUCUCUGCACAUUAUAUUGGAAAUUAUGGCGAUGAAGAAAGUGUGAAGUUGGCAUCUUCAUUCCCCUCCUAUGCUAUAUUGGCCGAGUGGCCUGCCCUAUACCAACGAUAUAUUUUUUAAUUUUACGCAAAUUGCGAAAAUUACAAUCGCGAACUAUAAAUAUUAAUAAUCUAAAAUAAAUAUUAAUGUGA